GGUUAGGCAGAUGGCUCCUGGAAAAGGAAGUGAGAAUGUUGCGAACGUAGCAAACGUAAGGAACGUAUCUAGAGCGGAGAGAAGGGAGUGUGCAGGGAGGAGGGAAAAGCAUUAGGCGGAAGUGACGAUACCCUCGUUUAGGGCGGAAGUUCUCUGCCCCACCCGUAAAGAUUGAGAUUUGACUAGAGGCAAGAGAGGAUCUUGCCCGGGCUCCAGUUGUCCACGGCUCCUCCUCCUGUCGCUUCCGGCGCAAUUCCUUGGACUCAGGAGCAGGAUAAGUAAGGGAAGGGAGUGAAAAUCAAGAGAUGGUUGUAGCAGUUGUCAGUGAGAAGGAAGAUCUCAUAUUUCCAAUAUGGACCACACAUCCCCGACCUACAUGCUUGCUAACUUAACCCACUUACAUUCUGAACAACUUCUGCAGGGCCUGAAUCUUCUUCGUCAACAUCACGAACUCUGUGACAUCAUUCUUCGAGUAGGUGAUGUUAAAAUCCAUGCUCACAAAGUGGUACUUGCCAGCAUCAGCCCAUAUUUCAAAGCUAUGUUCACUGGAAACCUAUCUGAAAAAGAGAACGGUGAGGUUGAGUUUCAGUGCAUUGAUGAAACUGCUCUCCAGGCCAUUGUGGAGUAUGCCUAUACAGGGACUGUUUUUAUUUCACAGGAUACAGUUGAAUCUCUCCUUCCAGCAGCAAACCUACUCCAGAUAAAACUUGUCUUGAAAGAGUUUCUUGAAAACCAACUUGAUCCUGGUAAUUGUAUUGGAAUUUCUCGUUUUGCAGAGACAUAUGGUUGUCAUGACCUUUAUUUGGCAGCCACUAAAUACAUAUGCCAGAAUUUUGAAGCCGUUUGCCAGACUGAAGAGUUUUUUGAGCUUACACAUGCGGAUUUGGAUGAAAUUGUUUCCAAUGACUGUUUGAAUGUAGCUACUGAAGAGACCGUUUUUUAUGCACUUGAGUCUUGGAUCAAGUAUGAUGUACAAGAACGCCAGAAAUACUUAGCACAGCUACUUAACAGUGUGCGAUUACCAUUGCUGAGUGUUAAGUUUCUCACUAGACUGUAUGAAGCAAAUCAUCUCAUUCGCGAUGAUCGCACUUGUAAACAUCUUUUGAAUGAAGCCCUAAAGUACCACUUUAUGCCUGAACAUAGACUCUCUCAUCAGACAGUCUUGGUGACACGACCUCGUUGUGCUCCCAAAGUACUUUGUGCAGUAGGAGGAAAAUCUGGGCUGUUUGCCUGUUUGGAUAGUGUGGAGAUGUACUUUCCUCAGAAUGACUCAUGGAUUGGUUUGGCACCCCUAAACAUUCCUCGCUAUGAAUUUGGAAUAUGCGUUUUAGACCAAAAAGUGUAUGUUAUAGGUGGUAUUGAAACUGAUGUGCGUCCUGAUUUCACUGUCAGAAAACAUGAAAAUUCAGUAGAAUGCUGGAAUCCUGAUACAAAUACCUGGACUUCUCUUGAGAGAAUGAAUGAACAACGAAGUACUCUUGGAGUAGUAGUACUUGCAGGAGAACUUUAUGCUUUAGGUGGUUAUGAUGGACAGUCUUAUUUACAAUCUGUAGAGAAGUAUAUUCCCAAAAUAAGAAAAUGGGAACCUGUGGCACCAAUGACUACAACACGAAGUUGUUUUGCCGCAGCUGUGUUGGAUGGAAUGAUAUAUGCCAUUGGCGGAUAUGGGCCUGCCCACAUGAACAGUGUGGAGCGUUAUGAUCCAAGUAAGGACUCCUGGGAGAUGGUUGCGUCUAUGGCAGAUAAAAGGAUUCACUUUGGUGUGGGUGUCAUGUUAGGCUUUAUUUUUGUGGUGGGUGGACAUAAUGGUGUCUCACAUUUGUCAAGCAUUGAAAGAUAUGACCCUCAUCAAAAUCAGUGGACUGUGUGUAGACCAAUGAAAGAACCCAGAACAGGUGUUGGUGCUGCAGUAAUUGAUAACUACCUUUAUGUAGUUGGUGGUCACUCAGGGUCUUCCUAUCUGAAUACUGUGCAGAAAUAUGACCCUAUCUCAGAUACAUGGCUAGAUUCAGCUGGCAUGAUAUACUGUCGCUGCAAUUUUGGAUUAACUGCACUUUGACAAAUGUGGACUCAUGGAAAGAAUGAGGUGAUGAACCUUGUGCCACGUGAAAGGAUGCCCAAUUAUCUGAAACCCAGAAGCUGCAUUGCUUUCUUUUUAACUUGAAGUGGCAUGAAGACUCAAAGUUUUGUUGGGUACUUUGAACUGACAGGUAGCUUUGGUUGCUCUUGAUUACACAGUGAAUCAAUAAUCAAAAAAAAAGAAAAAAAGAAAAAAAGAGAUCUUGCCAAUUGAAUCGUGUACUUCUCCCCCCAAUACUGGAAUAAAGUAGUUUUAUGUUCGUUCAUGUACAUGUGGAGAAAACCUUGCUGCUCUUUUAGCUCGCUCCCUCCUCUGUAUGCACCAUGAUUUACUAGGGUAAAUGAUGCUUAGAUGUUAGAGUGUAUUGAAUGACUGGACAGAGUGCAGAUAUUGUCUGUUGGAUGUAAAUUCAUAUGCUUCACAUUUUAAAUAAAGGGCUGCUUUUUUUUUUUUUUUGGUACUUUUAAAGGGGUAUAAAUUAUAUGCCAUAGUGAGUCACCUGGAUAUUAUUCCUGCUAAGUGGUUUUGGGGCUAGGGAUGUAAUACGUUUGCAAGACAAAUACUUUUACUAUCAUGAUAUUUGAGGGCUUAAUUAAAGAAGUCAGAGAUUUGCUGUUUAUUCCUUUUUUAUAUGGGCAGGUUAAUUCUGGAUGGAUUUACUUUCCCAUCUAUGCUAUGCUGAGCAUGGAUACAAAGAAUUAAUGCAUAUCACUUUAAUAUUAUUUUAGUAGUAUAGCAGGCUUUCCCGUGUCGAUGUAAAUAUUUGACAAAUGUGUAGUACCACCUUUAGUGCAUAUUGAUUUUUUUCAUAUAAUAAUUUUAGUUUUUUAAGACCUUUGCUUUUUCAAAGUGUUCAGAUAUAAAAAAUGGUGCUAACUGUAGGAGCUAUAACAAGGCUAUAAUGAUGUUCUUUUGGAUGUUCAGUAUGAGAUAUGCAUGACGUGUUUUAAUAGUAUUUUUCAUUUUUACUGGCUUGAUUCAUUUGUGCUUAUUAAAAAUAUUAGUAAUUAUACCAAUGUUAACAUCCAAAAAUUAUCUAAAUGCCUGUUAUGUUUUUCAUGGUUCCUGAAUAGUGAUUUAAAGAAAGAUACAUUUUUGAUCUUCCUGUGCUAGAUAUUACAUGUCCUUAAAACAAAAAUAUAUUCAUUAAAUAUAAAGCACUAGUCAGUUAUGCAUUACUUUGUACAUUUCUUAGGUAACUGAAUGUUUUAAAGUUACUGAGGAAAACUGGAGCUCAUUUACUUGAGUAAUACUUCUAAAUUUGGUUCUACUUUGAUUAAAGAAAUAAUCUUUUAAAGCAAAAUUGUUUGCUAUGGCCAAGUGACAUAUUUAAAAGAAGUGAUUGGCUCAUUUUGUUUUAGCAUGUUUUAGUAAAUGUCUGUUAGUCUUGAACAUAUUACCUUGCAUUUUAUUAUGAUAUCGGUACUUUUAUUUUUGGUACUGUAGUCAUUUUUCUUUUCCAUGAUUUCUUUUUUUACCUGCCCACCAUCUCUUUAUAGUCUCUGCAAAACUAAUGUAUAUUUGUUUUCUAAGAAAAAUUCAUACUGCAUUCUUAAGUGCCAUAAUGUUCUAAACUGUUGUUAAGAAGCCAUUUGUAAUUAUAAAGUGUAAGUUCAUUUGUUAGUAUAUAUGUUACUUCUUGAAAACUAUAGCUGGGCAAUUUGCGGUUUUCCUUGUUCUUCCAUAAACUGCCAGUUGUAGAUUUAAAUGUAUACUACAAAACUAUGUAAAAAUCUUCCUUAAGCAUAAGGAGUAUCAUGCUUUAUGAAUAUUUGCACAUAUUAUAAAAAUUUGCAAGUGAUUUUUAGUCUCUUCUAAUUAAGAACUCAGCAGGAGCUACUAAUAAAAUUGACAGGCUGAGUAUUUUCUAUGUUGCUUGUUUAACAAUGAUAUAUAGCAAUAACUUUUUAAUUGAUUUGAAUAAAUCUAUUGAAUAGAAACAAGGUGCACUAUUAUGAUUGGUCUAGACUUUAAAGAAAAGCAAUUUAAAAUAGAUUUCAUCAGAUACUUAAUUUUAAAUCCCCAACUUGAUUUUCUUUCUAUUUAUAGCAAUGAAAUUGUUAAGUACAUCCUAUUACGCUAUUUUUUAAUUCUUUCUCCCCAGAAAGGAAUUUGAAAGAUUAGAAAACUAUUUUAAUCGUAAACAGAUCUAUACUAUACAUUUUAUUUUAACAGUGUUUUACUCAGUGUAUCAGCCUCACUAUCAAAUUAGUAUAAAAUAGAUAAUCAUUAGGUAAAUUAGAUCAAAGGGAUAUAUUGGUCAUUGUUUUGGGAAAAUCUGAAUUUUGCGUUGAAGAAGACUAAAUGUGAAAUAUUUUGGGCAAUAGUAGGAGCCAUACCAGAGAACAACUUAUGAAAACCUGUGAAAAGAAGAAAAAUACCAAAUUUAGAAAUUUUUAUUUCAGGUUUGCUAAGCAUACUCUGCUGUUCAUAACAGCAAGAGAUAUUAAUGCAACCUGACAACUGAUAACUUUACAAUAGACCCGCCUUGUACAGAUUUGUGAGAAGUUUCAUCAUGAAUAUUCUACUGACAAAAGCCACACAUUUCUUAUGUUAAAAAGGAUAAAGAUAUUUGAUUAUAAAUUCCCAGGGUUAAAAAUAAUAGAAAUAAUUUUAUAUAAUCAGGCAAAGAGGAGACAGCUAUUUAAGAUUGCCUAAAAAUAUUUUUGAAAAAAGUUACAGUGAGAACUAGUAAUUAUCUAAUUAGAAUAUAAUUACCUUCUAUAAUUAUUUUAUGAAGGCUUAAUCUACUAGAAAUGUUUGGCUAUUUAAUAGUUGUUGAAUAUAGUAAUAGAACUUAAGUGGUUUUUAAUGUAGCCCAAAGGAUAUUUAUGUAGUUCCAUAUGUUAUUACUAAUAUUGUUUUAGAUACAAAUGAAUAUUAAAUUAUAGGAAGUGGUAUCAAAUGAUAGGAAAGUGAUAUUCAUUAGGUUUUGAAAAAUUAUUUUGAUAACUUGACAAAUAUGGCAGGUCUACUAUAUGUAUGAGAUCCUGUGCCAGAUGCUAUAGUGGCUAUAAAUAAGAUACAAUCUUAUCAAAGAAUAAAAUACAGUGAGGGAGACCUGUACCCAAGUCAUGGUGGAGUGUGAAUCUAAUUCCUUAUCUCCAACAUCAUAAGAAGUAAUUAAAGACCCAGUUUAUGUAUAAACUUUUGUGUCCUUUAGUGUUCAGUGUUUUAUUGACAAUUAUAAAGAAUCUAAAGUUUAUAGAAUUCCAGAUUUCUUGGAAUUGGAUAAUAUAUUUUUUAGAAGAAAAACAAGAUAUAGAAACUUAAACUAGUAUAUUAUCAAGGCUCUGGAUGACAUUGAAGGAAAUAUAUGUACAUAUAAUGGUGUGUUUUCAGUUUUGGUGUUGGAUUUCUGGUAUUGUCACCUAAGUGCUCAUUUUCAGGAAAAUCAAAUUCUAUAAUAGAUACUGCUUAAAUUCAAUAAACUUGUGAUAACCUCUAUAACCUCUGUAGUCUGAAAAUUAUGAAAUUUUAAGUUGUCACAUGUCAACAUCCAGUUCUAUCUUUUAACCUUUUUGUCCUUUGUAAACAGCACUUUAAAUUAGAUAUGAUUUAAUUAAAUACAGUUAUUCUGUGGCUGGAUAUAUAUUGGAUUUUGCUUACAGUAUAUUGAUUCAGUGUUGAGACAUAUUUGAGAAGACUGAGGAGUACAAUAGGUUUUUAAUAUAGGUUUACAAGUUUUCUUACUGGUGUGGAUAUGGAGUCAAAUAAAAAUCCAGUUUACAUCUCUGCAGAGAGAAAAAUUGUUAUCCAUAUGUCUUUUAUAUUUCACAUAUUUAACUACAGACAAUUUAUUGUUAAUUUUGUCAAGUUAUCAUGUGUAAGUCCCAUUUAUUUUAAAAUACCAAGCAAAAAGUUCCAAGCUUGCCUUAAAAUACAAGUGAAAUUAAAGAACUGGAUGAUAAUGCCUAUAUUUUUGCCUUAUGAAUUGUGCUGUAUCAUAAACCAGAGAUGGUUUUGAUUUUAACAGGAUUCUGAAAUUUUGUAAAUGUAGAGUACUAAUAUAUGUACUCUCUUGCAAAGAAUGUGAUCUAGCUGUGGGUUAUGUUAAUGUUUAAUUAUUUUUAUGCAUUUUACCUCUAAAUAUGUAUCUUUUUAGUAUCGGGAUUUCAUUUUAUUUUUGUUUACAUGGUAAAAUGGCUAUUAACUCGUUGAAGGUUGUAUUCUUUUGUCUUUAAAAGUUAUUUGUAUGCACUAUUGUGGUAAUGCUCUGUAAUGACUAUGGUUAAAUUUCAUUUAAUGUGAAAUGUUUAGAAUAAAUUUGAAAAACAUAA
Pteropus alecto (black flying fox) is the source of this 6360-nucleotide messenger RNA. RefSeq names its product kelch like family member 28 (gene KLHL28). Bases 353 to 2059 code for a protein of 568 amino acids. Gene Ontology annotation, molecular function: protein binding. The record is from RefSeq and is a predicted model, not a curated record. The transcript is spliced from 6 exons. NCBI's taxonomy places the organism in Eukaryota, Metazoa, Chordata, Mammalia, Chiroptera, Pteropodidae.